AUGGCCUUGGCAGUUCGCCAGCCUGGCACUGAUCGCUCUCAGAGUGUCCAGCAAGGAUUUACCAGGGAGGGGCUUUCCUAUGAGCUAAGCUCGAAGACCGAUGAACAAAAGGCACUUGCGAUCACUGAACUGGCUGCCAAGGGGGAAUCCUUUGUGACCACUCACCUGGACCACCUGAUUGCAGAACUACGACGGAGCUACAGUCCAGAUGUGAAGGAAGCAGUGUGCAAGAGCGUCAUGGCAGCCGGUGCAUCGGCAGCUCCUUUCUACCACGACUUGGCCAACUUGAUUGAGGACAAUGACCCACAGGUGAAGUAUUGGGGGUGCCUGGCCAUUGGAUCCAUCGGGAAUGCGGCCUCAGGAUCAAAGAGCAGGAUUCGCAGUCUACUUCAGGAUCCUUCUGAAGCAGUCAGAUUCGGCGCAUGUUCAGCCCUGGGCGGGAUAGAGGCUGAAGACUGCGCAAAAGACCUGAAAGAAAAACUGAGCGACGCUUCCCCAGAAGUUCAAGGCGCUGCUUGUCUAGCGCUGGCGAAAGUUGGCGCAGUGGGUGCGCCCUUUGCACCAAUUGUAGCGCGAAAGCUUGCGGAGCCGCGAUCACGAGCAAACGCUCUGAAAGCACUUGGCCUCAUGGGGAUAGAAGGCGGAAAGCAUUGUAAAGAGGUAGUGGAGUGCUUGUGCGAUGAUGACUCCGAAACGCGGGCUAUAGCAGCCUCUGUUGUUGGCAAGAUGUCUGAUUAUGUCAGAGAUACUCCCAAUGCUCUCAAUCGAAUCCUCGAAAUUGCCAGAGAUGAGGAUGGAAGAAAGCGCAUCGCAGCUACAUUGGCCCUCGGCUAUAUGGGCCGGGAGGCAUCAGUGCACAAAGAGCUGAUCCAGGAUGGCCUCUUCGACGACUUUGAAGAAGAUGCUGACAAUGCUUUGACGCAAGGUGGCUGCAGCACUCGGAUGCCUCCUUCUUGCAGAAAAGCUAAGUGUGCGGCAAGUGCUGCACUUGGCCGCAUCGCAGCAGAAGAUCAGGGUUUUGGAUGGGAGACAGCAGCUGCGCAAGUUGCAAGGCUUCUUGACGACGAUGACUGGGAAGUGAAGACUUGCGCGCUAGAUUGCCUUUCCGCACUAGGUCCGAGAGCUCGUGAUCAUGUUGACAAGGUCAGUGGUCAACUUGCAGAUGAGAUUUUUAUCGUGCGUGCAAAGGCUGCUUCUGCAUUGGCAAAGAUCGGUGAUGUGGAGAGUGUUAGUCUGAACAAGAUGGCAGAUCUGCUUGAGGACAGCUGUCCAGCAGUGAAAUCUGCUGCUGCUCUCGGUUUGGCUGAGCUUGGUGAUGAUGGUGCGGAGUAUAGCCAUAAGGUGUUCAAUUUGCUCACGGACAUCAGCGCUGAUGUUCGAGCAGCAGCAGUCACGGCAUUGUCCAGAAUGCGGGACAGAGGCCCGUAUUUUGCCUCAGUUAUCGCUCAGCGACUUCGAGAGCAAGAAGAGCCAAGAGUGAGGAUUGCAGCUAUAGAAGCCCUCUCGGCUUUGGAGGCAGAUCCAACAUGA
This is a messenger RNA of Cladocopium goreaui, 1530 nucleotides long. The record is from the annotation of a GenBank genome assembly. Lineage: Eukaryota; Dinophyceae; Suessiales; Symbiodiniaceae.